This is a messenger RNA of Cygnus atratus (black swan), 1137 nucleotides long. RefSeq names its product XK related 9 (gene XKR9). NCBI's taxonomy places the organism in Eukaryota, Metazoa, Chordata, Aves, Anseriformes, Anatidae. Gene Ontology annotation, cellular component: plasma membrane. Gene Ontology annotation, biological process: apoptotic process involved in development; phosphatidylserine exposure on apoptotic cell surface; engulfment of apoptotic cell. The coding region runs from base 1 to 1137 and encodes 378 amino acids. The transcript is spliced from 3 exons. The record is from RefSeq and is a predicted model, not a curated record.
AUGAUGAAAUAUACCAAGGAGAAUUUUAUUUUUUUAGUUGGUGGAAUUAUAAUUUAUGUAGUUGAUAUUGGAGUGGAUCUCUGGGUAGCCAGUAAAUAUUUCUAUCAGGGACAAUAUACUUGGGCUAUAUUGAUAAUCAGUUUUAGAUGUUUUUCAUCGCUAGUAACUCAGAUAUUCAGUUAUCAGUGGUUUAAAAAUGACUGUGAAGGUUCUGAUUCUGAGAAGCUCAAAUGGAUUUUUCUGGUUCACUUCUUUCACUGUGGAAUUUUUAUAAGGUAUUGGUUUGCUUUGAAGUAUGGCUGCCAAGCUGCAUUUAAACAAAAGAGAAGUGGAGAUGUAUCAGAAACAGACCAUCCCAACUUCAUUCAAAAACAAGCCAUUGAUGUAAUGACUGAUAUUAACAUGCUCAGGAUAUUCAAGACUUUUCUGGAGACCACACCACAGCUUUUUGUCCAGAUUUAUGUACUCAUGGAACACAACAACCGUAAUUUCUCUCAAUAUGCCGCCAUUAUUAUGUCUUUCUGUGGUAUCUCCUUUUCAACGGUUGAUUAUCAGAUAUCAUUACGAAAAUCUUUGCCUGAUAAAGACAGAUUUCAUGUACUUUCCAAGUUGGUGUAUCUCUUCUAUAAAUUGCUUACCAUCACUUCUUGGAUACUCAGUAUUUCACUGGUCACUCUACUAAGUGCUAGAAGUUCUGUAAUUCUGCUGAUACUUCUUUGGAGCUGUGGCUUUGCCUGGACUUUGAAACAACACACAACAUUUUGCAAGUCUAAGGAGAUGGAAUAUCUGUACAGAACUGUUGUUGGAAUCAUCCUACUUUUUACCUUUUUUAACAUAAAGGGGAGAAAAACAAAAGUUCCCAUUUCUAUUUAUUAUGCUACUCACACACUUGUAACUGUAGGCAUUUUGCUUGUAUAUUGGGUUUGGAAACCCUCUGUUGUCAAGGAAAUACAUUUUACAGUUGUGGGCAUCUUAACUAUUCUCAGUCUGGUGUUAGGUAUUAUUUUUCUUGUUGUUUAUUACAGGCUUUUUCAUCCCACUGUUUAUUGCAAACAACAGACACAUUUCGAUGAAGUUGAUGCAGAGGCAAGAGACAAUGUGGACGUUGGUAGAUUUCAGAAUUUCAUAAUGCAAUGA